This is a messenger RNA of Periconia digitata, 1074 nucleotides long. The record is from the annotation of a GenBank genome assembly. Lineage: Eukaryota; Fungi; Ascomycota; Dothideomycetes; Pleosporales; Periconiaceae.
CUGCGCCGUAGGCUUGCAGUAACAAAUACACCAAGUUACACUACACAUUUCACUCCGGGUAAACACCACGAGAACAUCACCAUGGCCGACCACGACGUCGCUACCAAAGCUCCGGAAAGCGAUGCGCAGGAGGGUGUGCCCGCAGCAGAGGGUCAGAGUCUCUUCACAGGAGACACUGUCGCCCAAACAGGCCCCACCAUGGGCGAGCAUUGCACUACAGACAGGCCGACGCCCAAAGGCGAGGUUCCUUCUGGCGAGCUGAGCAAGCUUGGUGAUGUCGAUGUGUACAUAGCGAAGCCCUCCGAUUAUCCCCAUUCCCCGUCCAAACUACUCCUUCUCUUGACGGGCGGAACCGGCAUCAAAUCAAACAACAAUCAGCUACAAGCAGACAAAUUUGCCGCUGAAGGCUAUCUUGUCAUUAUGCCCGACCAAUUUAAUAAUGACCCCGCACCAAAUACCGUCAACAUGGCCGAACUGCCCCAGGACGCCUCGUGGCUCGAGUCCAUCAAGCUUAAAACAGCCGAAGGGGUCAAGGCUUUCAUGAUUGAUAUGUGGCUCGCUAGGCAUACUCCCGAGAAGGUCAUACCUCUGCUACACAAAGUCAUCGAGGGAGCCAAAGAAGAAUUUGCCGAUGCUGUAGCUAACGGAGGGGGCAUAUAUGGUGUCGGUUACUGUUUUGGUGCCAAAUACAUACUCCUGUUGGCAGGCGAGCACCCUGAUACCGUUGCCUGGGAACAGGAAGAGCGAAAUGAUGAGGAGCAAGGCACCGCUAAGAAGGCGCCUGUUCUGAAGGCAGGCGCUAUUGCGCAUGGCACCAUGGUUACCAAAGAGGAUAUGGAGGCUGUCAAGGCCCCUGUGUAUAUUGCUGCCGUGAAGGAUGAUCCUAUGUUUCCCGAGGACGUCCUUACCCCUGGACGUCGUGCGCUAGAAGCAAACAAAGUGGAGCACGAAGUCCAAGUAUAUCCCGGAGUUCCGCACGGUUUUGCUGUCUAUGGCGAUUAUGACGAUCCCAAGAUCAAGCAGUCGCAACAAGAGGCAUUCGGGCAGAUGCUUGGCUGGAUCCAAUCACAUUGA